Molecule: messenger RNA, 1437 nt
Organism: Trichoderma asperellum CBS 433.97
Lineage: Eukaryota; Fungi; Ascomycota; Sordariomycetes; Hypocreales; Hypocreaceae
Source: RefSeq, a predicted model, not a curated record
AUGGCUGGAAAGGUUGUGUCGACAGUCAUCCGAGUCGGCGAUAUAUCGUACUACAUGCACCCUUUAACCCCUUCUGUGAGGUCUACCUAUCGGCUGUACCCAGAUACUGCAGAUGCCUUUAUAGUGGCCACAGUUCCAGAUGAUGGCGAUGGCUUUCGAUCUCUAGAUGCUUCUGCGUACGGAGAACAGUUUCCAUCAGCUCUUACUGUCGCCGUACCCUCUCGCCUAUAUUAUAUCAAAUCAAGUGAGAAGCCAUAUGCGGGCUUGAGGAUAGCCAUUAAAGACAUUAUAGACUUAAAAGGGCUCAAGACAGGAGCUUCUUCUCGCGCGUACACCGAGCUUUAUCCAGCCAGAGAAGAAAGCGCAGAAACCGUCAAGCGGCUUAUCAACUUGGGUUUUGUGAUUGUUGGGAAGCUAAAGACUACACAAUUCGCGGACUCGGAAUGGCCAACCAGUGACUGGGUCGACUAUCAUGGACCUUGGAAUCCGCGCGGAGACGGGUAUCUCACCCCCAGCGGAAGCAGUGCUGGCAGUGCUUCCGCUGUUUCCACCUAUACGUGGCUUGACUUAUCCUUGGGCACAGAUACUUUGGGGAGUAUAAGAUCCCCUUCGGCAGCUCAAGGAAUUUUCGGAAUGAGGCCUACGCUUGGAGCCGCAAACACCACCGGUGUAGUGCCGUACAGCUCCAAUUGGGACACAGUCGGUGGAUUUGCCCGUACGGCAACGGAGUUCAAGAGCCUCGCACAAGCGCUCUACGGCUCGGCGGAGACAGAAGGCAAGGUUUACGAGAAGCCGACAAAGCUAAUCUGCUUGACCGACUACUGGCCAGUUCAUCAUGAAGAAAGCCAGCGAGUCAUGGAGAGUUUUGUCAUGCGCGUUGAAAGCUUUCUGGGCACAAAUCGUACAAAUAUCAAUCUCGCAGACACAUGGAAAAGAACCCGUCCAGUAGGGACAGACGAAUCCAUCAGCAAGUAUUUUCACCACGCCUUCGACUGGUCAGCCAACCGUGAUCAGUGGACAGGACUUCUCAAACCGUUCAUCACAGAAUACACGGAAAAGAUGGGCAAACCACCAAUUCUCAAUCCACAGGUUCGAUUUAAAGUGGAUGGCUACUCUAGCAGUAUAAUCGUUCUCCCCUGGACGAAUGGUGAGCCAGACUAUCGUGAUAAGUAUAAGAGCGGGCCACAAGAAUUUACAGGCCAGGGGUUCUUUUUUUAUAAUGUAGGCCCUUAUGCUCAAUGUCCAGAGCUCAUUGUUCCUGUCGGUACCACGCCAUAUAUCUCAAAGUUCACGCAAGAGACAGAACAGCUUCCUGCCGCCGUUGGAUUCAUAGCUGCUAAAGGCAGCGACGUUAUGCUGGCUGAUUUCGUCAGUAAACUUUUUGAAGAUUCAUAUACUGUCAUCAAACCAGAGCAAGAACAAGCCCCUCUUAGUUAG